Messenger RNA from Durusdinium trenchii, 1353 nucleotides. The record is from the annotation of a GenBank genome assembly. NCBI's taxonomy places the organism in Eukaryota, Dinophyceae, Suessiales, Symbiodiniaceae.
AUGCGCCCGCAUGGCGGUUCGUCCAUCGUAGCGGCGUCCAACCUCCCAGCGCCCUUGACCAACGGAGAACUGCUGCAGGUCGCCAGCCUGAGCGAUGUGCCCGACUCAGAAGCUUUGGCGGCGUGGCUCUCGGAGAGAGGCUUAGACACCUCAGACUGGGGCAAAGAAAAUACAAAAGAUGUCAGCAAGUACUGGAAGGAGAUCAAGCUGAACGAGGCGGGCCUCGAAGUUUGGAAGACAGCCGAUGGGACGCUGCAGCCCGUGCGCACCACCCACGUGUUGCGGGCCAAGGUGACCUCGCCCGACCGGUAUCAGCGUGGCAUCUUCCUCUUCAACACCUGGCAGCAGUACGGCGACGGGCGCACGCGCACACGGAACGGUCUGCUGUCCGAGAAGUUGACCAUUGAUGAAAUGCCACUGGAGCAGAAUCUUCACGAGGUCUGCCGAAGGGCGGUGACGGAGGAAGAGAUGCAGCGGGUCGUCGAGUCCACCAUGAAGAUUGGGCCCGGUCGACCGGCGCCGGAGUUCGACCCCAGCUAUCAAUGCCCCUUGGAGGUGGUCGAUGAGCAUUUCGUAGAUCACAUCAUCGAGCUGGAGAAGUCCAAAAGUUAUCCAGGACUUCUCACCAUGUAUCAUUUGUACACUGUCGACAUUAUUUGCACUGGCUUGCCGUUAACUGACUUGAACACACUUGAGUUUGAACAUCCCGACAAGGAUGGCAAUCGCAAGCUCAAGUAUAUUCAUGCCUGGGUGUGGCUUGAGUGGCCACAGAUCCAGCGCUACCUUUUUGAAGGUAGUGUGCUGAAAGAGACCAAAGGUAAAGGGUCAUUCGGAGAUGCAGCUGCAUUAGCCAUGUGGCUGUCGCAGUUCGAUCUGCACAUGGACCGAUGGGGCAAAGGAACCCUGAAGUCCGUGGAGAGCUUGUUCCGAGAGAUCGAGAACGAAGACUCGCAACUGGAGCUCUGGGGCCGUCAUGAUGGGGUACCCAUGCUCAUGCGUGUGACGCAUGUCCUUCAGCUACGGGUGACUCAUUCAGAUCCAAGUUUGAAGGGGAAAUUCCUCUUCAGUUCUUGGUCGGAGUCAGCCACUGGCAAGAAGCGUGUAACCCACACGCUGCCAGCCAUGAAGCUCACCUUGAAAGACAUGCCGUACGACCUGGAGAAGUUCACCACCUGCGCCGGCGCCUUGGUCGCGGACCAGCUGAGCCACGUGGUCGACGUCCACUACCGGUUUACAGCCGACACUUCCUUGAGCGAUUCCGAGCCCUCUGGUGUGCAAAUGCAAGAAGUUCGAAGCUUGACUGAAUCCGUGUCAGUUCUUCGACUUGGGAGUUUCUUCAGUUCGAGACGUUGA